Molecule: messenger RNA, 2406 nt
Organism: Schizosaccharomyces osmophilus
Lineage: Eukaryota; Fungi; Ascomycota; Schizosaccharomycetes; Schizosaccharomycetales; Schizosaccharomycetaceae
Gene: cwf3
Product: Prp19 complex subunit Cwf3
Exons: 2
Coding region: 1-2406 (801 amino acids)
Biological process (GO): generation of catalytic spliceosome for first transesterification step; mRNA splicing, via spliceosome
Cellular component (GO): post-mRNA release spliceosomal complex; U2-type catalytic step 2 spliceosome; Prp19 complex
Molecular function (GO): protein binding
Source: RefSeq, a predicted model, not a curated record
AUGAGCGAGACCGCUCAAUUAAAAGUGCAUUCCGAUUUAUUAGAUAUAGAAGAUGAGCCAUUUGAACUGGAGUUGCUUCGUAGUCCGUAUUCUUUAAGAAGUUGGCUACGAUACUUGUCAGCACGCGAAAAUUCUACACUUGAAAAGCGUGUUUUGUUGUAUGAGCGAGCAUGUUCGGAAUUACCUGGAAGUUACAAGAUAUGGAAAGCAUAUUUGGAAAUGCGAUUAGCACAUUUAGAGGGCGGAUCGUUUGUUUCAAAUCCACAGGCUUUUCUAGACGUGAAUAGUUGUUUUGAACGAGCAUUAGUUCUUCUUCACCGUAUGCCGGUCAUGUGGCAUAUGUACUUGAAGUUUGUCAUGCAGCAGCCUGAUGUAACAAAAGUUCGCAAGGUAUUUGACGCUGCUCUUCGUGCUUUACCAGUGACACAGCACGAUGAUAUAUGGAUGCUAUAUUUGGAAUUUGCUGAAGAGAUCGGUGGCCCAUUUUGUAUCCAUGUGUAUAGAAGGUAUAUUCAACUUGAACCUCGCGCCGUCGAGUCCUAUAUAGAAGUAUUGGUUAAUUUAGAGCUAUGGAAUGAAGCCGCACAUCAGUACCUGGAUAUCCUGAAUCGACCGGUUUUUCUUUCUAGCAAAGGGAAAAGUAAUUAUCAGAUAUGGAACGAGUUUUCACAGUUAAUCGUACAGCAUCCUGAGGAUAUAGAACAAAUCGAUGUUGAACGCGUUUUCCGGGCGGGUAUUCAUCGUUUCACCGAUCAAGCUGGUAAGCUGUGGACUUCUUUAGCUCAGUAUUAUAUUCGUUUGGGAUAUUAUGAAAAGGCAAGGAGUAUCUUUUAUGAAGGAAUUACUACCGUUAUGACUGUUCGCAAUUUUACCCAGGUAUUUGAUGCAGCUGUUGAAUUUGAGGAACAAUGGCUCUCCAUGCGAGUGGAAAACAAGCCUUCUCAAUUAAAAGAUGAAAUUGGGGUGGACUACCAUCUAUCUUGGUUAGAAAAACUACUCGAUCAACGCUCUUUGUAUAUUAAUGAUGUUAUUUUACGACAAAAUAUUAAUAAUGUUGACGAAUGGCAGCGUCGAACCACCUUGGUCGGCGAUGAUCGUGAAAAAAUUGUACAAAUCUACGCUGAAGGCUUACAAAAAAUCAACCCUAAAUUAUCUAUCGGUUCAUUUGGUUCUUUCUUUUCAAAUUUUGCUAAAUUUUAUGAGGAUAUUGGCGAUGUUGAACAGGCUAAAGUUAUUUAUGAAAAAGCCACCAAUGUGCCGUAUAAUUCUGUAAAUGAGCUGGCUCAGGUGUGGAUUAAUUGGGCCGAAAUGGAGUUGAAAUACCAGAAUUUUGAAACUGCUAGAAAAUUAAUUGGGGAUGCUGUCCAAGCUCCUAAAAGAAGCAACAUUAGCUUCUUUGAUGAAGCUUUAUCUCCCCAGGUCAGACUUCAUAAAUCUGCCAAAAUUUGGAUGUAUUAUUUGGACUUGGAAGAAAGCGUUGGAUCAGUAGACUCGACGCGAAAGCUUUACGACCGCAUGUUUGAACUUAAAAUUGCGACACCACAGGUAGUGGUUAAUUAUGCGAACUUUUUGGAAGAGAACGGGUUUUACGAAGACUCAUUUAAAAUCUAUGAAAGGGGUGUUGCUCUUUUCAGCUAUCCUGUUGCGUUUGAGUUAUGGACACUUUACCUAGUAAAAUUCAUUGAACGAUAUAAGGGAAAACAGUUUGAAAGAGGUAGAGAUCUUUUUGAACAAGCAUUAGAAGGCUGUCCAUCUGAAUUUUCUAAAAGUAUUUAUUUGCUUUACGCGGAUUAUGAGGAAAACUACGGCAAGGUUAAAAGAUCUAUAUCAGUAUUAGAGAAAGCUUUGAAAGAUGUUACUCCCAAAGAUCGCCUUAGCGUCUUUAAUGUUUUAUUGCUCAAGGUAGCAUUUAAUUAUGGUGCACUAGCUACUCGUCCGAUUUAUGAAAGAGCCAUUGAAAUACUUAAUGACGAAGAAGUAAAGGAUGUGUGCCUACGCUAUGCAGAAAUGGAAACACGAUUGGGUGAAAUUGAUCGUGCUCGUGCUAUCUUUACCCAUGGAAGUCAGUAUUGUGACCCACGGGUAGAAACUGAGUACUGGCAACGUUGGCAAGAUUUUGAAGUUAAAUACGGAAAUCCAGAAGAAACCGUCAAGGAGAUGCUUCGUAUUAAACGCUCUAUUCAAGUGAAAUUUAGUACAAAUACAUUAAAUAUUGCAAAACAGGUUGCCUCUAUGGAAACACCUUUAACAUCCGGGGAUGCUAUGGAACAGUUGGAAUUAUCACAGGAAAACUCUAAACCCUUAGCAGGAUUUGUUGCUUCAAGUACAGGACCAAUGGGAGGUAUACAGCAAACGAAUGUUGUGGAACAAGAACCAAAAAACCCUGACGAAAUAGACUUAGGCUAA